AGAUCAGGAUCAGAUUCAGAUUGUCUGUCAAUUCAAUUCCAAAUGCCAGCCACUCCUAUGAAUUUAUUGGAAUAAUUUCCCAACCCCAACAUUUGGUGUGUCUUUUCCAACUUAAAGAUUAGUAAUCGUCCGAAAAUUUGUCUACAAAAUGUCUGUGGCAGAGUUUUUGAAAGGUCUCCCUUCCUACAAUGAAAAAAAUUUCUCUCGGUUCCACACUGACAGUGGCAGCCGAUCAUGUGCCAAAAGACCUUCAGUUUACCUUCCAACAAAAGACUACCCUUCUGAACAGAUUAUUGUAACAGAAAAGACAAAUAUUCUGCUGAGAUACCUGCAUCAACAAUGGGACAAAAAGAACGCCUUAAAGAAACGGGACCAUCUGAACAUUGACUCUAGUGAAGAGAACACUUCCAAUAAGAAGAGACGUCUCGAAACCUCCCCUUGAACGUGAACAAGGUGUCGUUUUGUUUAAAUGCUGAGAACAUUUUAUUAUAUAAUGCAUAUCAGUAUGUUUCUGUAAAUUUUCUUUUGAGAUUUCAAAUUAUUUACAUAUUAUGCUUUAAGAAUUGUUUUUUAUAGUAAAAUUACAACUAACGUUUUGUGCAUUUACGUCUAAUUGUAGUCUGUUUGUAAUUUACUUGCUACUCCAGGUUUUGUAAUUUGAAACUAAAAGGUUUGAUGAAUUUUGCUUUGUUACCCACUUAAAGGGUAUCUCAGUUCCUAAUGUAAACACCAUAAUAUUGUUCAGUAAUAUUUUGUCGGGAAGAAACUAAAUUGGUGGUUUAUGGAGUAAAAGUCAAGUGAGAACAAACAUUUAAAGGUAUCUUAGUACUAAUAUUUAUCCAAACAUAAAAAGUUUUAGGUUUCCAUUAUCAGGCUACACAUCUAUAAAAAAAACUUUACUGCAAUAGGCUAGCACAAUUUGUUGAAUAAUUAGUUUUUAAGUACGGGUAGGCCAUUAAGUUAUUUCAGUAGAUAAUUGGACAAUUAAAAAUUUUAAAUGUAAUAACUUUGGCCAUAGUAGGUAUUAGUGGUGGAUUUAAUAAAAUUGAAAAUUUGUUACAUUGUGCUUAUUACUAGAUCUGUAAUAAGAUUUGUGACAUUGAGAGUUUCUUCAGUUAGAUCACAACGAGGAUUGUUUAAUGUUUUAGUUAACUUGCCAAUCUAAAACGGCAUUUGAUAUCAAAUCAGAGACACAUGUGUGCCUCUCAUAGCCAACUCAAUUUGAUUUAACUUCUCAGUUACAGUAAAAAAAUGAAUUGUAUUCAGACAAACUCAAAUUGCUGAAAAAAUACCAACAAUUACCUGCUAAAAGUAGAAUAAAAUUUGCUUUCAUAAUGUUUUAGCUAGUUAUAAUUUUGUCUCAUGUUAUUGGGGAUACCAGUGUAUAAGUGUUGAAAUCGUUCAGCUUAUAUUAACAUGAUUGUAUUAUAGUUUUUCUUGUUCUGAUUGAUUUACUCAGUUUUUUUUUUUAGUUAUUAUGACUAGUGACAUUCCCUAAUAAUAAUUUUACUUUGUGUUUACUUUUCUUUGUUUAAUUUAGCAGUGGUUUGAUUUUGUGUUGUACACUGAAACAUCUCAAUUGUUAUUCAUUGUCUACACUUAUUUAUUAUGUGUUAUGUUUGUGAAGUUUGAAAUGUGGUGGAGUUUGUUUGCAGUCAAUUUAACAGUCAACAGUCUUAUUUGGAAGUGUUUACAGUUAUUCUGGUCUUAUGCUUUAUAGGCCAGCCCAGUUCUGUAAUUAUUUUGUAUAUUUAUUUAUAAUAAUAUUUAGGUAUAGUUUAAAGUAAUCUUGUUCGGGUGUCAACAUUUCUUUGUAAUUCAUCUUUUAAGAAUAUAAUUGUAAAUUUA
Macrosteles quadrilineatus (aster leafhopper) is the source of this 1848-nucleotide messenger RNA. RefSeq names its product DET1- and DDB1-associated protein 1. NCBI's taxonomy places the organism in Eukaryota, Metazoa, Arthropoda, Insecta, Hemiptera, Cicadellidae. Gene Ontology annotation, cellular component: Cul4-RING E3 ubiquitin ligase complex. The record is from RefSeq and is a predicted model, not a curated record. Bases 149 to 442 code for a protein of 97 amino acids. The transcript has 4 exons. Gene Ontology annotation, biological process: positive regulation of proteasomal ubiquitin-dependent protein catabolic process.